UGUUGGGCGCGCACUGUAAUUAAGGCAUUUCAAACAAAAAUGGCGGAAAAACAUUUGGAAGCUGAAAAAGAUGGAGGUAUCGCUACUGAGACUGACAUCGUGAGUGAGGUAAACUCAGGGAACCGGACCUCGAAAAGAUGUUCUUCCACAAGACCCGCUGCCACAACCCCCCCUCACAAGUCUCCCCGUACCGAAUUCCCAUCACCCACCUUAUCAGCAUCAGAUACUGGGAAAGGACAGCCGGAGACAGAUCAACAAGAAAUGCAGACGGAGAAUACAGAGGAACCCUCCAUCUCCACUGUCAGCCCUAUAGCACGGAGGAAAUCCUGGAGAAGAGCCACUAUAACCCGACGCUCUCUUCCUGCCCUCCAGAACCCCUACAAAGUUCUGUGCAGGAGCAUAAAUCCAUCCUUGCCUCAGCAAGAGAGAUUUGAGAAAUUGAUUGAAGCCUCAUUUAAGCUGGCAAUAGAAAGAACUCAAAAUUCACUGCAGUCAGUGCCAAAUGCCUCAAUUGAGUGUUUUCACAAACAAGUUGAGCAUAUAUGGAAAGAGUGUGACUCUCUGGCCAAAAAUCUAUGUAGUGAGUCGCAUGAUAAUCGAUUCCCUCCGAGUACAGUGAGUGAUCCUGCACGUCAAGUAGCUAUGGAAAAAGCUAUCAAGAGGCUCGAGGCAGAAAGUGAAUCUUGGGAGGCACUGCUGAACAAACACCAGAAGAAAGCACAAGAGCUUGAAUGGAAAGUGGAGCAGGGUAAAGAAAAGGGUGUGGUGUUAGACUCUACAUCUAUUGCCAAGUCUUCACAGUACCAUUUCAUAACGAGUAAACCUGACUACCAUGGUCUCCUUCAUCGACAAAAGCCCAUGUUCCACGCUGUAGCAAUGAUUAUGGAAACUCAGUGCAAGAUGGUCAGAAAGCUUCUAUCCAUCAAAGAGCAGUCCCAAGUGUUUGUGAAAGAGACCAGCGGUCGGUUAGCUGCCGAGGCAGGAUUCCAGGAUCUUUCAGCUGAUGUUGUCAAGAACCUUAUGACAGCACCUUUAUCUGCUACAACUACAUAGGUACCCUCACAGGAGGCAAGCACAAGCAGUCUAUUGAACCGUGGAUCUCUAUGACUUUCAAACAUGGCUCACAUGUACAUUUUCUACUGAUUUUAAUGUUGUAUGAUUUGCACAUAAACAGUCCUUGCUUCUUUUUUCUCUUAGUUUUUAACAUAUUUAGCUGUUAUUGUGUCUGCUACAUAUAAAAUUGUCUUCCUCUGCAACAGCUGUGGUAAUGCUAAGUAAUUCAUGUUUUUAUCAGAAGGUGGCACUGUGUAGCCGUUCAAAAUUGUGACAAGCUCCAUGAACGACCAGAGUGGUGGUAUUGUGUGUUUGUGUUUAUAACGGCAUUCAUUAAGUGUAUCUUCACCUGCAUAUCUUUGAAAUGAAAAAAGUUGUAUUGAUUUCCAUUGAAAAGUUUAUUGCAUCAGUCAAAUGCUUACCUGUCAUAGGGAAAUGCUGUCUAGGAUUAUCUGAAUGUUGUGUCUUUUAUCAAUUAAAACUUUAACAUCUAA
Cheilinus undulatus (humphead wrasse) is the source of this 1547-nucleotide messenger RNA. RefSeq lists its product as uncharacterized. Gene Ontology annotation, biological process: mitotic sister chromatid segregation; cell division. The record is from RefSeq and is a predicted model, not a curated record. Bases 40 to 1053 code for a protein of 337 amino acids. Lineage: Eukaryota; Metazoa; Chordata; Actinopteri; Labriformes; Labridae. The transcript has 11 exons. Gene Ontology annotation, cellular component: MIS12/MIND type complex.